CUUGAAUGGAAAUGUGACAGAUCCAAAUUUUUCUGGGAUUGGUAUUCUUGAUUAUGAACGUUGGCGUCCAGUUUUUCGACAGAAUUUUAACGAUUGCUAGAAUAUUCUAUGAAGAAACGAUUAAACUUGUUAGAAAGCAUCGACCUAAGGCAGCUUGGGCAUUCUAUGAUUAUCCAGUGUGCUACAAUUUAACCCCUAGACAACCUAAUCCUCAAUGUGACGACCGUGUCAAAGCAGAGAAUGACAGAAUGGCAUGGCUGUGGGAUCAAUCAGGUGUUUUAUUACCGUCAGUUUAUGCUGUAAAAGCUUUUAGUAAGGAAAAUUUAACGGAAUACAUUAAUGGACGAUUGGUGGAGACUUACAGAAUAGCAAAUAAAUAUUAUCCACCAAAAAAAAUAUUUCCAUUCCUUCGCUAUCGGUACAGAGACAGCAUGAAAGAAUUUUUGACACAGGACGUGUAUGUAACUGUAUUCAGAGAAUUAUUACGUCAAAAUGUGGACGGACUCAUAAUAUGGGGUAGUUCAAAUGAUGUCAACACACGCCGAAAAUGUAUGAAUUUAUUGAACCAUUUGCACCAAGUUCUUGGACCUUUGAUAAAAUCAAUAGAACAAUUUUACCCUCAAAAUAAAAAUUCUGAUUGAUUAAAUUUAACGAAAAUCUAUUGGAUUUUGAAAUGGAAUAUUUGUCUAAACUUGGAACAUUGCAUAAACGCUUAUUCCAUCAGUUCUCAACAAACCUUUUCAAAUAAGACAAGUUGGACUCGAUAUUUACAUAAUUAAUCAUUAUCUUCAAACAGUUUACUUUGGAUUGGUUUAAAUUAUGAAACUCUAAUUAAUUCUUAAUUGAUGAAAAAUAUUUCAUCAGCAUUAAUUACCCAAGCGAAGAUUUUAUGUGCUAAAUUCAACAAAAUUAAAUCAAUUAAUAACAUAUGUUGAGUAAAUUAAUGUUUAUCACAUUUAGUCUCGAGAUCAUGUAGUAUUACAAGCUAUGAUCAAAAUCCUUCUAACGCAAACUAACCUCGGACACAUUAUUAAGGGAAACAUAUGUUUUCAAUUAUAUGCACCCUGCUAAAACUUUAUUGGCCUCCACAGAAAUGGUUCA
Messenger RNA from Chelonus insularis, 1101 nucleotides. Its product is annotated as hyaluronidase-like. The coding region runs from base 54 to 641 and encodes 195 amino acids. The record is from RefSeq and is a predicted model, not a curated record. NCBI's taxonomy places the organism in Eukaryota, Metazoa, Arthropoda, Insecta, Hymenoptera, Braconidae. The transcript has 4 exons. Gene Ontology annotation, molecular function: hyalurononglucosaminidase activity. Gene Ontology annotation, biological process: hyaluronan catabolic process; carbohydrate metabolic process.